AUUUGCGCUCGAGCAGCGAACGUGGCAGCAAGCAAAAGCAAACGCAAAAGCAAACGCAAAGCAAAACUCAAACUCAAACGGAAAAGCAAAAGCAAAAGCAAAAACUCAGCAAGUGCUAGACGAAACGAAUCGAAUUGAAGCGAAUCGAAGCGAAGCGAGCAAAACAGAAAUCUGGCCAAAACAGUCGAAGCCAGAAAGUUGGAAAGAUAGUUCGUCAAGUGCCCGCAAUAAUAAAUUUAAUUUUAAUUUCGAUUUCAAUUAUCAGAGGAAGCGACUCUAAGCCAAGUUAAUUAAAUUGAGAAAAUUGAUAAUUGUUCAGCGAGUUGCGCGCUUUCAUUUUCGUUUUCAAACCCAAUAAACGCAAUCAAAAGAUCGCGCGGCAGCCGCUUGAAAAAAAAUAAAUACUUAGAAGAGAUUCAAGCACAAACGACGUGGUUAAAGUGAAAUUGUCAUUGCAAACAAACAGUUAGGCUGCAGGCUGCAAAAUCGAACUGUUAAUUACAUUUGUGUGUGUGGGGCGUUUGCGCAAUUGUGAGCCGCUCGAAAAAGCAAGCGCAGAGCGCUUUUCAAUAUCGAAUCCAAUUUUUAUGAUCAAGUGCCUGCGUCUGGCCAUUGUGCAACUCGCAGCCAAGCCAGCCACUUAACCUUAGCAAUCAUUAUUUGGCAAUAAGACAUUUGGCACAAUCAUUUGAUUCAAGUGUGCCCAAGUACGCCGAAAUCGAACUUUUACCACAACAAAACGAAAGCAAAGCAACAACAACAACAACAACAGCAACAACAACUGGACUCAACGAACCCACGCGGCGCUCAACUCGAGUAGCAGCAGCAGCCACAGACAAGAAGAAGAGAAAGAGGAGGAGGAAGCAGCAGCAGCAGCAGCAGCGGAAGGAGACAGCUGAGACGAAGAAAUAGUGCAAAAUGGUUGAGAAGACAGACAUGUCGAAAAUCGUUGGCGUUGCCGACAUCACCGAGAACAAGAACAUCUGGCGCAUGCUGCUCGGCGAGCUGUUCGGCACAUUUUUCUUGAUCGCGAUUGGCGUUGGCAGCACGGCGACCGGAAGUGCGACAGUGCCGCAGAUAGCGUUCACCUUUGGCUUGACGGUGGCCACGCUGGCCCAGGGCCUGGGCCACAUCAGCGGAUGCCACAUCAACCCGGCUGUAACAAUCGGCUUCCUGAUCGUCGGCGAGAUGAGCAUCCUGAAGGCUGCCUUCUACAUCAUUGUGCAGUGCGUGGGCGCCAUUGCCGGGGCGGCUGUCAUCCGGGUGGCUCUCAAUGGACUGCCCACCAAUGGACUGGGCGUUUCUACCUAUGACGAAUCGCUGAAUGUCGGCCAGGUGGUGCUGAUCGAGGCACUGAUCACCUUCAUUCUGGUGUUCGUGGUCAAGGCUGUGUCGGACCCAGGUCGCCAGGACAUCAAGGGCUCCGCACCCCUGGCCGUAGGCCUCUCCAUUGCCGCUGGUCAUCUGUGUGCGAUUAAGCUCACUGGCGCCAGCAUGAACCCAGCACGCUCCUUCGGGCCCUCCGUUAUCCAGGGCAUGUGGGCCAAUCACUGGGUCUACUGGGCGGGCCCCAUUGCGGGCGGCAUUGUGGCCGCGAUUAUCUACAGGCUCGUCUUUAAGGUGCGCAAGGGCGACGAUGAGGCCAACUCGUAUGACUUCUAAGAUAACUAAUCCGCGUAUCCCGCCCUCACCCCUUAUUCGCUUUGGGGUAAUCCACAUCCUUGUUGUUGUACGUGUGUAUUGUAUGCAGAUGCUUAUUCACAUUCGUAUUCGUAUUCGUCUCAUUCACAAAUGUGAAUCGGAUUCGAUUCGGUCGGAACGAUCGCACAAUCCACAAUUAGAUUAGCCGCACAAUACGAAUUGUACAAUUUUUAUUUGUUGAAAAAUAAAAAUCGCUUUGUUUUAGUCGUACUAACACCUAAAAUAUUGAAUAUUCUAUGUUUAUAGCUUAAGGAUACAUUUAAUUCGCAUGUUUAUUGAAAUCAAUUAGAUGCAGCACAAAUUCGAGCCUCGAAACGCAGUUUGCUAAACCGAAUUCCACAUUAUUUGUUAAAAUUGUUAUUGUCUACUUAAUAAUUAUCGAGCACAAAUAAACGUAUUUGAUAAAUGACAAUUGUAUGUGUAAUAAAAACCUAUACAAAUA
Messenger RNA from Drosophila montana, 2143 nucleotides. It is a transcript of the gene Drip, whose product is annotated as drip. Gene Ontology annotation, biological process: transmembrane transport. NCBI's taxonomy places the organism in Eukaryota, Metazoa, Arthropoda, Insecta, Diptera, Drosophilidae. The record is from RefSeq and is a predicted model, not a curated record. The transcript has 4 exons. Gene Ontology annotation, cellular component: plasma membrane. Gene Ontology annotation, molecular function: channel activity. The coding region runs from base 919 to 1662 and encodes 247 amino acids.